GCGGAUGGUCCAUUCCGCGCAUGUACAAUCGGAAAUAACGUAUGGGUCACAAACUAUGUAUAUAACCUCUCACUGCAGCCAGAUGGUCGCCAUGCUUCUCAGUAGAUUACCAACUUGACGUUAUCCAAACUGAUAUUCGGCGACACCAGACACUUGCAGAGAUGCAUUCUAUUUUUCCAAUCUUUCUUCUCUUGCUCACGAACACGACUGCAGGAUACCUGAUCUCAAAUCCGCCUGGAAAAUACAAUGUUACGUUGACCAUUGGAACCCUAACCGAUUACACUCGUAAUGACCCUUCUGUCGAAACGCCGACGCCUCGGACGUUGGUGCUGUCGGUCUUUCAACCUGCAAGAUGCACAUCUACCGUGGCCGUCCCCUAUAUGCCCAACAAGACUGCUGAGUUCCAGGGACCCUAUCUCCAACAGCAGUUCAACUUUACCGCCGACUUUUCGCCCCUCUUCCUCCAAGCCCGCUUGCCAGUUUGUCCGGUCGGGCCCAACAGAUGCGCCACCUUAGACGAUGUCCCAAUUCUACUCUUCUCCGGUGGUUGGAACAUCCCUCGUCUCUAUUAUAGUGCUCUCGCUUCCGCCAUCGCUAGCGAGGGUUUUAUGGUGAUUAGCAUCGAUCAUCCUGGGGACACAAACAUCAUUACCUAUCCCGAUGGACACGCAGUGGUCGGCCUCAGCCCUGGUGAUCCUACCCCGGAUGAAUUUGCUCAGUACACCAAGGCUCGCGCUGCCGAUGCGUCCUUCAUCAUCGACCAGCUAAGCAAUGCGACCGCCGUAGCCGAAUUGCUACCGCAGCGAGGAGCCCAAGAAUUUUGCACUGACCGUGUUGGUAUGCUGGGACACUCUCUCGGAGGCGCCGCAGCCGUCGAAGCCGCCGGUCAAGACCCUCGCGUCCGUGGCGCGAUCGAUAUAGACGGUGUCUUUUACGGCUCUGUGCCCUCAUCGGGAAUUUCUAGCCCAGUGAUGUACAUGAUCUCCGAGGAGCUCAACAACAUCCCUCACCCUACCGUGUACACAUUGUGGCCUCAGCUGAAGGGCCCGAAGCUAUUCCUCGAGAUAGUAAACACAACACACAUGGGGCUCACGGAUGCACCUAUGCUUUUGCAAGCUGCUGGUCAAGAUAUUGCAAAUUUCGCCGACAUUAUCGGCGCCAUUGCGCCGGCCGAAACAUUGCGGAUUCUAGUGGCGUACACGUCCGCGUGGAUGAAAGGGGCAUUUGCAGGCAAGGUGGGAGGACCGUUGCUGGAAGGGAAGGAGUCGGGCAAGUUUCCGGAGGCCAAGACGUUGAUGAAGGGGAACUUCUGA
Molecule: messenger RNA, 1313 nt
Organism: Paraphaeosphaeria sporulosa
Lineage: Eukaryota; Fungi; Ascomycota; Dothideomycetes; Pleosporales; Didymosphaeriaceae
Product: alpha/beta-hydrolase
Exons: 1
Coding region: 162-1313 (383 amino acids)
Molecular function (GO): 1-alkyl-2-acetylglycerophosphocholine esterase activity
Source: RefSeq, a predicted model, not a curated record